This is a messenger RNA of Centruroides sculpturatus (bark scorpion), 2633 nucleotides long. RefSeq names its product vascular endothelial growth factor receptor 1-like. NCBI's taxonomy places the organism in Eukaryota, Metazoa, Arthropoda, Arachnida, Scorpiones, Buthidae. Bases 260 to 2374 code for a protein of 704 amino acids. The transcript has 12 exons. The record is from RefSeq and is a predicted model, not a curated record.
CCGACUGCCGGAAGGCCGAGGACACCGGAAGAGAGGGAGCGAGGAGGCGUUCGGGAUGGCCGUUUUUUAUUGGUUCCUUCCCCCUUUUCCUUCCUCGUCGAGUGGACUCGACCGCCGACCCGUCCGCCGCCGCCCAAUUAUUUAACUCGACGCGACGACGCUUGUCGGGGCGCGCGUUUCCGAAGCGGAAACGGAAACAGGAGGGAAAAAGUAGCCUCGAUUUCCUUCGGUGAAUAUUACGUCGGGGAAGACGGCGACGAUGAGAGAAAAGACGAUGCUGGUGGCACGUCUGACCUUGCUCUUCUCCGUUUGGGCAUCGUCGGCGGCUUCCGACCCACCCCAACUGGACAGGAAUGGCUUCGUCAGCGUCCCCUCGGGAUCCGAGCAGACCGUGACCUGCGCGGGAUCGGCCGAAUUGAUUUGGACUUUGCGCAGGAACCACGAGUCCGACGAAAUCACCGAAUCGGAAUUCACGCGAAUUUUCGGCAACGUCCGGAUCGAGCGCAGGAUCGAUCGGAUCGGUCCCGAUCGACCGAACUAUCUUCACCGAAGUUACUUGAAGAUAAAGAACAUCACCUUCGACCAGAUGGGUUUCUAUCGAUGUUCCUAUCGAAGGGAAAGAAGCCGGUCCGCUUCCAGUAACUCUCUUGGUAUUUUUAUUUACUUCUUCGUCAACGAUCCGAAAAACAUCCUAAUCACAGAGUUCGUCCCCGCUUCGAAGGUUUUAUACGAAAAUGCCACCAUCCUUUGUCUCCCUACCGACUAUAACAUCGAAAUGACGCUGUGGAAGGGAGAAGAACGCGUGGUGACAUACCCAGACGUCGUCAGUUUUGGCAUCAUCGCAGGAUUUGUCUUCCGAAAGCCCACUCGUUACUUCGAUGGAAUCUUCUCUUGCAGAGCUAAAUACGGAAAUUCCACUCAACAAAUCUCGUUUCGUUUAAUUUCUGAUAGGAAAAAAUGGAACAAGACAAAGACGAGCGCUGGAACGACGAUGGACGUGGUGGCUGGUUCCACUCUGGUCCUAAAUUGUUCGGGAAGCUUCCCUCCCUUUUGGAUAGUCCCCCGGCAUCCGAACGGUAGUUUCGGGAAAGAGACAGUCCGUCAUUCCCGAUACAUGGAAGAUGGCGACGAACUAUAUGUGAACGAAUUACGGAUAGAGAACGUUCAAACUUCUUACACUGGACUCUAUCGCUGUUGCUACGAAAGUCCCGAAUGCCUGUCCAAAGAGGACGAAUCAAACGUCUACGUCUUCGUUAAUGAUCCCAAAGAGCCAUUGAUGCACCUGUCGGAAGUUCCAGCUGAUGAUAUCGCUCGAUAUCGCUGCAUCGCACAAGUGGUUUUGUGUCUUCCCACCUUUUCGGAUCUAAACGUGACGUUAUGGCUAGCAGACAAUUUAGUUGCUAUGGACGGAAACGUUUCGUUCGACCCCAAAUUGGGUUUCGUCUGGUCUCGACCCCAAAAAUAUCCGUACUUGUACACUUGCAAGACUCAAAUAGGAAACCGCACCCAACAACUGGAAUUACCCUCUCGAGAACUAGAUCGAAAAGCCGAGCCUCUUUUAUACGUGUACUCAUCCAACCUCAAUCCUUUCGAGGAAGAAUCCGUGGAAAUCACCUGCGAAGCUUGCGUUUACAGUUUCCAGAAAAUUUGGUGGACCCGAACGGGAGUGCACGGAAAAGGCAAAGAGCUUUUCACAGAAGACGAACAAUCAGGUAUCGAGAUGAUGGACGAAAGCAGUCCUAACAUCCUCAGACGAAUCUUGAGAUUCCGUUCGGUGAGAACGGUCGAUGAUGGUGUUUACACUUGCGUGGGUUCCACUUACGACGGGCGUCCGAAUCCAACCAAAAGCGUGACGUUGAAGAUCACGCCCCUUCAGAAACCUUAUUUUGUCCACGCCGAUGUUACCGAAGUGCGUGCGAUACCCGGAAGUCGUCACGACUUCCAUUGCCGAGCGGAAGGAAUACCUCCUCCUUCCAUUAUCUGGUACAGAGAGGGGAAACGAGUGAUGGAGGACCCUCCGGGUGUGACGUUUCGACAGGGUUACAGAAUCCUGACCAUUGAUCCGAUCCUGGAAGAUGAUGCCGGCACGUUCAGUUGUCGGGCGGAAAACUCCGAAGGGGUGGUGGAGGCCCGAAUCGUUUUGCACGUGCAGAAAGGAAAUGGCUCCUUCGACUUCGUUCGAAAAACCGGAAAGACCACCGGAGAGAUUCUCGCGACGACUGCAUUCGCCCUGCUUCUGAUCACUUUUCUAUCUGUGUUAUUGUUCUGGUUAAGUGACUUCCGCCGGAAACGGGAACAGGGAAUGGAGGAAGAACAAGAAGAGAUCUGCAUCUCCGACGUCAUCGAAUACGAAGAGGAAGAAGACGUUUCCUGAUCCUCGUUCGUCCCUCUAUUUCCGUUUCCUCCUCCCUAGAUCCGGGAAUUUCUUCGAUAGUCUCCGAAGACUUUAAUCCCUGUCGAGAAGUUUCUUUCUCACUGUUUCGUUCGUCUUUCCAGAAAAUGGAGCGACGAAAAAAGAAUUUCGGAAGGCCAAAGAAGCUCGAGUGUCCUCCCGUUACCCGGGAAACGCCUCCCGCAAAUAAUAUAUUUUGUAAAAAUUCUGUAAUAAUAAUAAAAAUAUUUUUAAAAAAGUA